GCAGCUCCUCUGCUGCUGCUGCAUGUUGGACUUAUAAAGAGCAGCUCACAUGCUUCCAAACACCGGCUGUGCACUCCUGAAUCCGCCCUGCCUUCCCCUCAUACUACUAUUAAACCACAGCUCUGCCUUGUCCUCUUAACGAGGCACACAUUGAAUCAUAAAACCUGACCUCUCAGAUCCGUUUUGUAGUUCUGUAAUGUGGGGCGUGCGUGCCUCACACACUACUAAUCCCUGCUGGAUCCGAGUCAGAGCAGGACCAUGAAGUCUGGGACGGUGUUGCCAGGGGGAAGGUGGCGCCUGGGACCUGUUGGAGAUGACAGCUGAGGAAGGCGGAUUGAAGCAGAGGGAUCACAGUAACAGUGAACGUAGAAGAUAGUGAAGGAGUCAUCGCUGUGUUCAGGGGUUCGUAGAGAUGGAGUCCCUGAUGAGUGCGGUGGCGCCGCGCUCCCCAGCCCCCGUCAAGAAGUUAUCAGAGGUGGAUUUCCGGUCAGGGGCCACCCUGGAUCAGCUGUCGUCACAGGUGUCUGAGCUAGUAAUACUGGAACAAGGAGAGUUUGGAGACCAGACCGCCUUAGAGGUCCACACUGCCAAGGAUUUUAUCUUCAACAUGCUAGGUUUAGUCCAGAAAGUAGACCAGCGCCUUCCAGUGGCUAACGAGUACCUGCUGCUGUCAGGCGGGGCUCGGGAGGGAGUCCUGGACCUGAACCCUGAAGACUUGGGCGACUACGCCAGAGGGGCCGACUUCGACCUGGACUUCACCUUGCUGGUGCCCGCCCUGAAACUCCACGACCGCAACCAGCCCGUCACCCUGGACAUGAGACACUCCCCGCCCUGCCACUCCUGGCUCAGCCUCCGCCUCUGCGACUCCAACAUCCUGUCCCGCUGGAGCGUCUGCUGCCAGGAGGAGAACGGACUUCACAAUGAGGAAGACGAGGAGGAGGAGGAGGAGGAGGGAGAAAUGGGUAAGGGCUCCAUCCCCUCCCUGGGCUCUCCUCACUCUCUGGACGGCUGCUACUUCUCCCCCAGCCUGGUGACGGACUGGUUCUGGGGGGUGGUCAGUGAAGCUGUGGAGGAGCUGAGACGCAGCCCCCAGAGAGGCAUCCCCAUCCCAGACCGACUGGAGAGGAACGGACCCCUCACCACCAUCAUCCUGCAGGCGGGCUCCAGCCGCGUGCUGUACGACCUGCUGCCUGUGGUGUCGUUCCGGGGCUGGCCGGCCGUAGCCCAAGGCUGGCUGACUGCCAACCACUUCUGGGACGGUAAAAUCACAGAAGAGGAGGCCAUAUCGGGCUUCUAUCUGCUGCCCUGCUGCUCCCCACUGGGUGGUCGACCUGACAGGGAGUGGAGGCUGGCGUUCUCACGCAGCGAGGUCCAGUUGAAGAAGUGUAUCCCCUUCCCCAUGGCUCAGGCUUUCCAGGCAGCCAAAGCCGUGUUGUCUCGUAUCCUGGCCCGCCCGCGCACAGGCCUCAGCCUCUACCACCUGCGUACCCUCCUGUUCUGGGCCUGCGAUCGGCUCCCCGCUGCCUACUUGUCCUCCCCCGACCCGGACACCCCUGGCCGCCUCCUCCUGGGUCUCCUCGACGACCUGGCUCACUGCAUCCUGGGCAAAAACUGCCCAAACUACUUCCUGCCCCAGUGCAACAUGUUGGAGCACCUGUCGGACAGCCAGGCCCUGCUCGUCGCCAGGAAGCUGGCCCACGUGCGCUCGGAUCCCAGCGAGCACCUGCGGGCGGCUGUGGACCAGGCGCAGCAGGCCGGCCAGCUAAAGAAGGAGCUAACAGCUAGCACCAACGGUCACGGCUCCCCGGGGCACCAUCCAGCCAAUGGCAUCAUCUCACCGUCGGAGGACAAGCUGGCUCAGCGGCUGCAGCAGCUGGUCACCGAGAACCCCGGGAAAUCCAUAUCGGUCUUCCUCAACCCCGAUGAUGUCACCAGGCCGCACUUUCGCAUCGAUGACAAGUUUUACUAAUGAAGACAUGCUGCUGGUGAGACGUGUGGACGUAUACGUGGGUCAAGCUUACAGACGCACCCUGAGACGUCACAUCAGAGACUACACACGGGGCUGGUGAUGGUCUUCUGGACUCUGCACUCUCCUUCAGUUCUUUUCUUCACCCUAAGGCCGAACAGUGCAACAAAGCCUCGCUGCUUCACCGACUUUUGAAAACCAAAAACACUCAACGUCCGACUCCUGACGACAGACGUCCGAUUUAAAGGACGCAGCACAACAGACAGUGAUGUCACUCAGCUGGUGCCCUCUCCUAACGAGCUGGCCUUAACAAGACUUAACAGCUGGUGCUACGAAAACGAGGGCCGGCUUUAGUCAUGUGGAAGAAGUCCAGUGGAGAUCAAAACAGUUUGUGUGUGUGUGUGUGUGUCUGCGUUUGUGUGUGUGUGUGUGUGUGUAUGUCAGCCUAAGGGUUUUCACACUACUGAACACUUCUGAAGAGAGUGGGAGAAACGCUCAUGAUCGCUGCGUUUCUCCUCGUUUUACUUCAGAUCAGAGUGGGGAGGGUGGAAUUAGAGAGGAACAACAAGGUGUGGCUGAUGUAACUGAAUGUAACGUUGUGAGGAGUCUCUUUUCUCUGUCAGCUACAUUUUAGCCCCCUUGGUUUCACCCCACGCCUUGAUUUAGAGCAUGAUUUCAUACAAAACAAAUCUUUCUCAGGUAUUCAUGCGUCUUAUCUGUCUUACUGUACCUAUUUAAGGUCUUUUCUUACAUUUCAACGCCGCUUACAUUUCAUCCAGUAAUGGAAUGUACCAAAGAGACUUCAAAAAAAGAAGCCCCACACGUUCCUUUAACAUCAAAUGUAUUUCCCCGACUCGUGCUCACAAUGUUAAUUAACCUCCUUCAGAAGGCCUGGUCACACUCACAUUUAAAGCAGGUGAAUUAUUUUCAGCAAGUCAUUUAAUGCCCAUGGAUUCAUCAUCAUAAUAAGUGGAUUUGCUCACACAGUUGUGACGCUGCGGGGAACAGAGGACGGUAGAGUCAGAAACAGGGAGGAAGCUAUUAGCUGAUUGGCUGCCGUGCUGCGUCUCGUUUUGUUUCACCUCCUUUGAGUUCAAACUGCUUUUUUUUAAAAAAAGGUGGUGUGCAGAAAGUUAUAAAACGAGAGUUAAUGGCACAAUUACAGCUCCCAAAAAUGGAGCAUGAACUUAUUAACUUAUCCCCUCAGCGACCGGGCUAAUGAGUGUUCUAGUGCUCGCUGACAACUAGCAAGAAGUAAUCAGGCUUGUAUUCUGCCCUCUUUCUCUUUAGAGCUCUUUAUUAAGAAAGAGUGAUCUCACAGACAGAGUGUUAGCUGAAUCAAACUACUUACAGAACACUGAAAAGCCUUCCUUUUGGAGCAGACUUCAUGUGGUCUGAAGAGGACUGCUGCAUAAACCUGGGCUCUAGAAGCUCAGGAGACUAGCUGAUGCAACAUCAAUCAAUCUUUAUUUGUAUAGCGCCAAAUCACAACAAAUGCUAUCUCAAGACACUUUUACAAACAGAGCAGGUCUAGACCACUCUAUGUCAAAUUAUGAACAGAGACCCAACACCAAGACAGGAUAAGACUCAGUCUGACCCCACCUUAAUCCACCAUGAGCAUUGCACCUAACAGUAUUUAGCUAGUUACAGCGGAGAGGACAAACUUCCUUUAACAGGCAGAAACCUCGAGCAGGACCAGACUCAUGUUAGACAGACAUCUGCUGAGACCGUGUUGGGUCUGGAAAGAGGGAUAGAGGAGAAUAAGAGAGAGAGGGAGCGGUGAUAGUGAUGAGAUGAGUAGUAGUAGCUGUUCCCGCUGGAGUCCAGCACGUCCGUAUCAGCUGAGGAGGACGUCUACGGCAGCUCAGAGGAACCUACGAGACAAGGGAGCUCAGGGACUCCUGAAAGGUCUAUGGUUAGUAACUUUAAUGGGACAGGGAGAGUUAAAGUAAGUGAUGAGGGGGUUGGGGGGAAGGGGGUGAGAUAGGAUCCCAGUGUGUCAGUGCGCCAGUUCCCCCGGCAGUCUAAGCCUAUAGCAGCAUAACUAAGAGCUGUCUUUGGCACAUAUAUUCUGGGGGUCAUGGGCGGAAAAAUUUGGGGACCCCUGGUCUAUGGUGUAAGCGGGUGUCAGUUAAAGCACCAAUGGGUGAUUUAUUCCUGAAAUGGAAAAUAUUUAUUGAUGUCACUCAAACCACUGAAGGUGAUUUGAUGCAGUAGUUGAACGGUAGUGAAUUAAUUGAAUUAACACUUGUGAUUUAAUAAUAAUGUAAAUUGAGGAUUAAUAGGGUUGCAAAGGGGUGGAACAUUUCCGGUAAAUUUCCAUGGGAAGUUAAACUGGGGAAUUUUGGAAAUAUUCCAAUAAUUAAAUUCCCAUAAUUCCCAUGGAAAGUUUCCAUGGGAAUUAUGGGAAUUAACUGGGAAUUGAGGGGAAUUUAAUGGAAAGGUAUCAUAUCCAAGCAUAAAUGUUUGUUUUGUUAUAAGCAGACAUCCAUCCAAAAUAAUACAAUUAAAACAGAUUGAUUUGUAAGUAAAACUUUAUCAAGUGUCAAAUAUUUUAUUGAACAAUCAAUUCUUUCAUUGAAGAACAAAAACAUGAAUGUUGAGUUAAAUAUUACUCAUCCCCCCCGACCCAACCCAUUCAAAAAUUAACAAAAAUGCAAUCCCAACAAAGUCCUAUUCAAAAUGUUAAAUGAAAAGAGCCCCUCUCUCCCUCCAACAAAGACCCAUUCAACAUGCCUCUAGCCUCUGCAUUUUUGCUAAACCCUUUCAGGCAAUGGGCUCUUCCUAUGCUCUUCCUAAGUUCCCUAUUAAGAGCCACCCUUCAAUUUGAUAAAUUCCUGGUUUAUUAUUGUUAAUUCCCAUGGAAAGUUUCCAACUUUGAAAAUUCAAAGAAUUCCCAGAAUUUUGCAACCCUAAGGAUUAAUAGAUGACUAAUCAAAGAGUGUGACCAGGCCUGAGAAAACAGUGAAGACAUUGAAGGGCAGUAAAUUCCUUGAACUAGUUCAUAGAAUCUGCUCUCUUUGCUUUUUGUAAAAAUAAGUUUUUUAUUUUGAGAACUUCCUGGAACUCCUUUAAAUUCUUCCGUUCUGUUUUUUAUACCCGAGCAGACACUCUGGUGUGUUUGCAGUGUGAUGAUGAACCUCGACAUGGGGGUUUAGAAUAAAUAAACCUUUUAUGGAGGAAGCAGGAAGUAAGUCGGUUAAAGUGUAUCGAUCAAUUGAACCUGAACAGAAGGACGGGUGUGGAGGUGUGUGGAGGUGUGUGGAGUCGGGGCAGAAUCAAGGUACUUCACUGUCACCCAGGACAUCCUGCUUCACGUCACGUCGGCCCGUGACUUCACUUUGUGGUUCAAGAGAGUCCGUUUCUCGUGUUCACUUUGAGACCGGUUCUGACUUGACUGAUUCUGAUAAUUGUCCCCCGUCUCCUCUGCUUGACUGGUCUUUUUUAAUGAGCUUUGUGCAUGUGUGUGUGUGUGUCUGUGUGUGUGUGUGUGUGUGUUUCCAACAAGAGACAAAACCACACAGCAAGACGCGGACAGACACCGAGAUGCCAGCCAGUGAAUUAUCCCCUCAGUGGGUGUGUGUUAGUCGCUGGGUCCUAUCGUUUCUCACCAGACGGGAGUCGUCCCGGGGGAGGAGGGAUGGAUGGAGGGAGGCAGGCUCUCCUCUGGUCCUUUGAAGAGGGAAGAUGAGCCUUGCAGGGCCUGGAUGACUGCCUCUCUGGGACUGUGGCUGUUUUUCUCUGCUUCUUUCUUUCUCUCUAACUCGUUUUAUUUCCUCUCUCUCUCAUGGCUCUCAUUCUUUCCGCCCUCCUCCCAAAGCGAUCGCUGGCUCGACUUCCCAUCUUUAAAAACUCGAGGUCCAGUGCAACACAAAGCUCCUACACUGAAUACUAGUCCAACCUUAUGAUUUAACGGUUUGGGCUGACUGGAUGAAGAGCUGUACAGCAUUAGAGUUUUUUUCUCAUGCAUUCAUUAAAAGAGGAGGAGAGUGAACUUUGAUUGGAUGAUGCUCACCGUCACUAAACUGCUGCUUCAAGUGAUGGUGAACAUGCAGGGUAUAACACAAACAAGCACAAGGUGGUCACAGUUCUGUUUACAUGAAUAUCAAAGUGGUGAUGGUUAACUUUUGUGAUUUUGAAGCUGCUGGUGGAUCUGUUUUGCUUUUAGAAAGUAACAUUUAGAGCUCCAUGUGCUUACUACUGAAAGAAUGUUUUACAGCGUGUGUCUGUACCGAUGGUGUGUGUGUUUGUGUGUGUGUGUGUGUGUAAAUUGAGGAAACCAAAGUGUGUUGUUGAGGUGGUACAGAAUGUCUAAUCAGCUGCUGGGUGUGUGUUUCGCAGCACUUUUCCAAGACGGGCAAAGAAAGUCGCAGCAUUUAUUUAUUGAGAAGCUAAAGUUAAUGUAAAGGUACGUUCUCAGUGCUCACUUUAUUGAUUGAGAGUGUUGGAAGUAUAAGUGUGUAUCACUUAAGGUGCAUUUCGAUCAAGAGUUCCAGGGUCUUUUAACCCCCUGAACUACUUUACCCUGAACUAAAAGGUUCCUGUGCCCCCAUUGUUGUCUGCGUUUCGACCGCGGGCUGAAGUCCCGGAUAGAUUGUGCAAAUCAGGCCAGUGACGUAUGGAGAAAAAAAACUGACCAGUAGAGGGCAGUAAAACAAAGACAAAUGCCAUUCAUCACAGAUGACACCAUAGAAGCAGACGGACAGGCAGGUAUCAUUAUGAGCAACACAACAGUUAGCCUGUUAGCAUGAAGAGACUCAGUUGGUGCUGUUUUAGAUGGUGCUAUAUUUCAUCACAGAUGGAUUCACUGAAUCAACACGUGAGAGGAGAUAAGCGCGAGUAGCAAAGACGUUUCAACACGGCUUUAAAAUCCUUUUGAACUCAAAAAGCCGUGGCAGAGAUCGACUGGUGUUUUGGUUUAAACAGCGACCCUGUUAACUGGAGACUCUCAGCCGGAUGCAUCCCUCAUAAACGUCUUUAGACGAUCAUUAAAUAUCUGAUGAGGAUAUUUUGAAAUCUUAAUAAAAACUAAACUAGUUUGCAUUCCCAGGAACUCCCUCUGUGUUUCAACAGCUGUGUAAACUCCACAAACACUGACACGUUCAGCUGAAGGUCUCCAGUUUACGGGGUCACUUUUAAAACCGGAACACCGGGAGGAGACGCAUUCGCGGUGGGCUGAGAGAAGACUACUGUUACAAGCUGCUAAAUCAAGAGAAUCACAGCUUCUUCUUUUGAAAAGUACACACACAUACAAAAAAGAUAGAACAAAUAAAAACUAAUGAAAGAAAGAGAAAUCAAGUGAAUCACAGAUGUGUGUGAUGUUAUUGUGGACGGAGGGAGGAAUAAAAGCACUGAGGUUAAUCUACCAAUCAGACACGUUCAGCAUUGCAGGCCCUGCCCCCCGAAAGUCCCGGGACCUUUGAAAAGUACUACCCCCCUAGCAGGGGCUUUUUAGGGGGGGAGAUUAUCUGCCCUGAACUAAAUUUAGACCCUGGUUCCUCCGGUCGAAACGCACGUAGUUCCAGGGUAAAGUUCCUGCGGUUGAAAAACGCCUCUUGUACCUUCAUGGGCCUAGCUAGAGAUUAUAGACACUGGAAACAAUCACAGUUCUCCUGUAUCGUACACAUGGAGUCUUAAUGGAGGAGAUCAAACCCUGUAUUGUACAAUAGUGAUGGUUUCUACACGUGCAAUCAAGCCCCCCUUUGGAAAGAUGACUCCACCUCUACUUUAGUUGUACUGUGUUUGUGAAGAGACAGAAGCUGGACGCGCUGUCCGGGGUUUGCAUGACACACAGACGACACUCCCAAACACCCGUCUCUGCGCUCUGCUUCACGUUUAUAAUCACUGCUGUUUUUUUGAGUGCUGAAACUUCUGAUAGUUCUGUUUGAGAUCGCUUUAACUUCUGACCAAAACAAUGAAUGUAUCAACCGUAUCUCUGUAAUCUGUUCGCGACUUGAGAACAUAUCAAAUGUAAUUUCUCACUGUUAUCAGAACACUUGUUCUCCGGGUCUGUGCUGCUCAAGUGCUGAGAUAAAGAUCUGUACUGAAUCGCUCCACAGUUUGAGAAAUUGGAUUUCAUAUCUCUUUUAUGACUUGAUUUUUUUCAAAUAAGUGCAAAUGAUUUUCUGUUUCAUGGUAUCUGCUGAUUUGCUGUAUUUAUUUCUUAUUUCUGGGGGUUUAUAUUGAUCAAUCUUCAAGCUUUAGCAUGAAAUAAAUCACUGCAUUUAAAAUCA
Molecule: messenger RNA, 8199 nt
Organism: Notolabrus celidotus (New Zealand spotty)
Lineage: Eukaryota; Metazoa; Chordata; Actinopteri; Labriformes; Labridae
Gene: tmem102
Product: transmembrane protein 102
Exons: 6
Coding region: 413-1969 (518 amino acids)
Source: RefSeq, a predicted model, not a curated record